AGUUCUUUUGCGGAAUUUCGUGUCAAUUUAGGAGGUGAAGGAAAAAUCUCAAGGUGUGAUUUUUGCUGUGUGCAAUUUGUGAUUGUGUAGACAAUUUGCGGAAGUUACCUCGUCUCACGUAGCUGCUCUCUCGGUGUGACAAAAUGAUAACUCUCGGUGGGAAUUAUUUGGAAAUAUUGGAUUAUCAUUCAAUUGUCGAUUCAAUAGCUGCAAAAGUAUGGAGCCUUCCAGGACUUCUCUUCUUCCUCACUGUAAUACUUUUCCUCAUAAUGGAUUGCCGGAAGCCCCGAGAUUUCCCUCAUGGCCCAAUUUGGUAUCCCAUCAUUGGUAGUGCCGUAGCCCUCCAUCGGGAAAGAGAACGCCGUGGGAUGCUGUGGAAGGCCAUUGAGGCAUUUGCCAUGGAUUACGAUAAGCAAAGACGUGGCAUUGUUAGCUUCAAAGUUGGCAAGGAUCGUGUAGCAUUUGUGUACACAAGUGCUGCCAUCAAGGAAAUGAUGAGUCGCGAGGAGAUUGAUGGACGACCCACGGGGCCAUUUUAUGAGACACGAACAUGGAACAUGCGACGAGGGGUUUUGCUGACGGAUGAGGAAUUCUGGAUGGAACAGAGACGUUUUGUGGUGCGACAUCUCAAGGAGUUUGGUUUUGCACGACGCGGGAUGGUUGAGCUAAUUCAGCGUGAAGCAGAAUUCCUCUUUGAGGACAUGAAAAAGAUGGUGGACAGUGGCGGAGGAUCCGUUCUUGUUCAAAUGCAAAAUCUCCUCAAUACAUACGUCCUCAAUACACUGUGGACCAUGAUGGCGGGCAAGAGGUACUCGCGCGACAAUCAAAAGCUGCGGAAUCUGCAGCGUAUCUUGCAUGAACUCUUUGCCAGCAUUGAUAUGAUGGGUGCGCAGUUUAGCCACUUUCCCUUCCUGCGGUACAUCGCCCCCGAAGCUUCGGGGUACAAGCAGUUUGUUGAAUGUCACAAAUCCAUGCAUGAAUUCGUGCAAGAGGAAGUUGAGCAUCACAAGCUAAAUCUCAAGAUGGACGAUGAACCCAGUGACCUCAUGGACGUGUACCUACGUACCCUGAAUUCCCCCACAAAAGGGGAUUCCUUCUCGGAGAAGCAACUCCUGGCAAUCUGUCUGGAUAUGUUUAUUGCUGGCUCGGAGACAACGAGCAAAACUCUUGGGUUCUCCAUCCUCCAUCUUGUACGUGAUCAGGAAAUUCAGAGGAAGAUGCAGGAAGAAAUAGACACUGUGGUUGGGCGGGAGAGGCUCCCUAAACUCGAGGAUCGAGUCAACAUGCCCUACUGUGAAGCAAUCGUCCUGGAAGGUCUCCGCUUCUUCAUGUCCAACACAUUUGGAAUCCCACAUCGUGCACUACGUGACACAACCCUCUGUGGCUAUACAAUUCCCAAGGAUACAAUGGUUGUGGCUUCCUUCUUUGGGAUGUGCCGUGAUCCCGAAACCUACGCAGACCCAGAUAAAUUUGAACCCAUGCAUUUCCUCGAGAAUGGAAAGGUCACCAUCCCUGACCAGUAUGCUCCCUUUGGCGUGGGCAAGAGACGUUGCAUGGGCGAAAUGAUGGCAAGGAGCAAUUUAUUCCUCUUCCUCACAACUCUCUUCCAGAACUUCCGCAUUUACGUACCGGAAGGACUUCCACCACCACCCGAGGACCCCAUUGACGGAGCAACGCCCAGUGUUAGACAAUACAAAGCAGUGAUAACAUAUCGAUAGUGCUAUCGUGGUGUUUGCUAGAAGAAGUGUAAAAUGUGCUCAGACUACGAGAAAAUGUGUUGAAAUUGGGAGAAAUUUUAGAACAUUUUCUCGUAGCUUGGACAAUGUGCGUGUGGGAUUAAAGUUUCGUGAAAUUUAAACAAGUGAAAUUUUCAUGAAAAGUUAGGUGAAAAUUAAGGAAUUAUCUCAAUUAAAAAUUGUUCAUUCGUUGGAGUUAUUAGUUGAAUCCUGAAUUAAAUAAGUUUCUCAUGUUAAAUAAUGAUUAAUUACGUCAAAUUAAGUAGGUACGUCAAAUAUUAAUCUACUCAAGAGUGAGAUCACAAAAAAUUGAUAGAAAUUGUAGUACUAUUCAAUUUAAUUUCCUAAAGAGAAAAAUAUAUUAUACUUUUUUUUUAAGAAGAACGUAAUUCUUGCCGAAUAACUAGUUCUCAAUAAACGCAAGAAGUGAAUUUACAAUAUAU
Molecule: messenger RNA, 2179 nt
Organism: Lutzomyia longipalpis
Lineage: Eukaryota; Metazoa; Arthropoda; Insecta; Diptera; Psychodidae
Gene: Cyp303a1
Product: probable cytochrome P450 303a1
Exons: 3
Coding region: 144-1718 (524 amino acids)
Molecular function (GO): monooxygenase activity; iron ion binding; oxidoreductase activity, acting on paired donors, with incorporation or reduction of molecular oxygen
Source: RefSeq, a predicted model, not a curated record